This is a messenger RNA of Carassius carassius (crucian carp), 4649 nucleotides long. Its product is annotated as adhesion G-protein coupled receptor G6-like. Gene Ontology annotation, cellular component: membrane. The transcript is spliced from 31 exons. Gene Ontology annotation, biological process: adenylate cyclase-activating G protein-coupled receptor signaling pathway; cell surface receptor signaling pathway. Gene Ontology annotation, molecular function: G protein-coupled receptor activity. The record is from RefSeq and is a predicted model, not a curated record. Bases 153 to 4172 code for a protein of 1339 amino acids. NCBI's taxonomy places the organism in Eukaryota, Metazoa, Chordata, Actinopteri, Cypriniformes, Cyprinidae.
CAGUCUUCACAAAUACUUCACAAGACCUGAGAGUCAAACCUAAGAAACUUUUCUCCGUCUUAGAUUUUUCUGGAGUCUGGAAGGACACAUUUUGGUUAUUCUGUGGGAAACCAGGCUGUGGCUGUCAACAGAGAGAAGAAUACAGUAUAUCCAUGGUUUGGUGUGUCAGUACAGAUCACGAUGUGAAGCACAGCAGGCUGUCUAUGCAAGUGUCUACAAGAGCAAUGGUGACCAAACGAUUGAGUAGAUGGAGUUUUGGAUGCUGGAGCCCUCUGGAUUAUGUAUUUUUCCUGCUCCUGCUGCUACUUUGCCUUCCAGUAACAUCGAGCACAAAUGGCACAACAAUUGGGAUUUCAACCUCCACACCAUCUACAGAGCUUUCAAAUUCAAUAACAGCGACUGGAGGAAACACUGCUAUUAUUACCACAACAAAUUCAUCUUCAACCAAAGGUUCCAGUAACUCAUCAACAGUGCCAUUAACAACAAGCCAUGAUGUGCAAAAUACAACUACGAUGUUGGAGACCACAGUCACAUCUUCUAACAUAAGCACAAUGAUCCCAGCAACAACAUUCACGACGGAAUCACGCCGCACUGAUAAUCAAACUGUGGAAAGCACACCAUACACAUCCACUGGAAACACAACUUCUUUUGAAACAACGGCAAACUUCACAUCCACUAGAAACACGACUUCUUUUGAAACAACGGCAAACUUCACAUUCACUGGGUACACUACUUCUUUUGAAACAACGGCAAACUUCACAUCCACUAGAAACACUACUUCUUUUGAAACAACAGCAAACUUCACAUCCACUGGAAACACGACUUCUUUUGAAACAACGGCAAACUUCACAUCCACUGGAAACACGACUUCUUUUGAAACAACGGCAAACUUCACAUCCACUGGAAACACGACUUCUUUUGAAACAACUACGAACCUCACAACAUUUACAGCAACACCCGGACCAUCCCCCUCCGCCAAUAUAACUGAUACAACACCAACCAUUAACCAAACAUCAGCAACGACCGCACCCACACCUUGUAACUUUAAUCAAAGCUGUGUGAAAGCAUUUUACUGGAUGACCGUUAAUGUAACAAGAACACUAGAAAAUGAAAUACCGAUCCGGACAUGGCUUGAGCAGCUUUACAAAAGCAAACUAAAUGCAUGUGCAGUUUCCAUAAAGAGCGUUACGGCGGUGGGGGAGAUCUCUGACGGCAUAUCAUUAACAAAUGUGCUCACAACGACAAGCAUAAGUACAGAGACACCCAUUUUUGAAGGCAUAGAGGUCACGUGUGAUCCAAAAAAUAGUACAAAGGAUGCACUGUGCAAUAUUCUUCUGCAGCUGAGUGCACCUGACAAUGUUUGCUGCAUUAGUGACGCUGUUGUGAAGAUGAGCUCAGAAAAUGUCACUGUCAGAUUGGUGGGAACAAUAGAAAGAGUGGGUGUGUGUGCAAACAAUUCACCAAUUUUAUCCGGACAAUAUGACAAAUGCAGUCAGACAGCAAUCAGUGUUGAUGUAUGUGCAGCAGGACCACGAAACAUCUCAUGUGGGAACAAUACAAAUGUGAUUUUUCCACUGGCUACUGGUCUUCAGGACAUCUGUCCUACUAGUCCACCACCGCAAACAUGUCGUUGUUCCUCACGCUGCAAUAACUCAGAUUUCUACUAUUACCAUUUUAAUGUACGGUGGAACCAAUACUUGGUAUCCAACUUGGCGCAGUCUGACGUAGGUGUGAUUGGUUGCAUAAACAGCAAUCAGGGCGAUACUGAGGCCCCUGCAAGCAAUUGUAGUGUUAUAGUGAAACUAGACACAGCUAUGGACCCGUGUGAUGUUCGCUCAGUUGUAGAAGCUAUCUCUGAACUUCAGAAAAACUUUACCUUAGAUGGAGUUGUGAGCACAGUAGCGGUCUGCUCUUAUUCUUUGGAUUCUUUAAGCGAGUAUUUCAUAUGGAACCCGUCUUUAAGUACAAAUUUCAGUUCUGAAAGCUGCAUGGAGACAGACAGAGGAAACUUGUGGACAGAUUACUGCUUAACAGGGGAUAACUAUGAAGGCAGGCCAAGUAUUGUUAUUCCCCUGAAUGGCAGCUGUAUUUCAUCUGCACCCACUUUUACUAACAGUACCACAACUCCUCCAUCUUCCACAAGUUCCUCCCUCUCGAACACAACCAUCAUCAAUGCUACAGUCUCUACAACAGAGUCUGUGAAUGUAACAACUUCUCCUGCUAAUGUAACAGCCUCAGAGACAUUAGAUGCUGAAGGAUUGUUGAAGUUAAGUGCAAAUGCCUCGUCUUUAAACAGCACUCAGGUGGACCAGAUUUUAUCACAGCUAGAGUCGCUCCUCUCUGGGCCCACCAUCAGCCUGGCAGUGGCAAACACCUCUGUCAGUAUUGUCAACAACCUCCUUGAUGUUCCCGUAGCUGUAAUGACUCCUUUCUCAAAGAGGGCCAUUGGGGUUGUGGACACAGUGGGUCUUAAACUGAUUGUAUCAGGAACGAGUCAGUCAAUAGUUUCACAGUCACUGGCACUGGCAGUGAAGAAAGUCGAUGGGACCAACUUUCAGGAGACGUCCUUCUCCCUAACCGAAGCAUCUAGCGUGCAGAUUCGAAGUAACCUCAGCAUGGAGACUGAAGACAUCAUGGUUCAGGUUCGAUCCACUCCUCUAGGUUCAGUCAUCCUCCCAGCGUCCCUCACACAGAACCUCACGGCAGAUCAGCAGCGGCUCGCAUCCAGAGUCCAGUUCAACUUCUUCCAGAAGAACACCUUCUUUCAGGACAAAGCACUGGGUGAACGUAAAAUAAACAGCGGGAUUGUGAGUAGCAGUGUGGCUAACCUGAGCAUCUCUGGUCUACAGAAUAAAGUGCUGAUAACCCUGCGAAACACAGGGCCCAUUCCGGCUAACUAUGUAUCUUACUGUGUAUUCUGGGACUUUGGAUUAAAUGGUGGCUCGGGCGGCUGGAGUUCUUCAGGGUGCCAUGCGCUUAAUACUUCAGCUGAAGAAACUCAAUGUGCCUGCAAUCACCUUACCAGCUUCGGUAUUCUGCUAGACAUUUCAAAGACUAACAUCAAUGGACUGCAGGCUGACAUCCUGACAUACAUUACGUACAUCGGCUGUGGCAUCUCAGCCAUUUUCCUCUCUAUCACCCUGCUCACAUAUUUGGCUUUUGGUAAACUGCGCAAAGACAUCCCGUCUAAGAUCCUGAUUCAGCUGUGUUUGGCCUUGCUGCUGCUAAACCUGGUCUUCCUAUUGGACGCCUGGCUGGCUCUGUACCCAAAUGCCGUGGGUCUUUGCAUCUCCACUGCUUUUUUCCUGCAUUAUUUCCUCCUGGCAUCCUUUACUUGGAUGGCACUGGAAGCUGUCCACAUGUAUCUGGCCCUUGUCAAGGUGUUCAACACCUACAUAACCCGCUUUAUGGUCAAGAUAGGACUUGCUGGAUGGGGCAUUCCUCUCGUGGUCGUCAUAAUUGUCAUAGCCAUUAACAAAGACCACUAUGGCCUUGUGACAUACGGGAGGUAUGCAAGCGGAGCAACUGAUGAUUUCUGCUGGAUAAAAAACGACAUUGUCUUCUAUGUUGCUGUGGUGGCGUACUUCUGUCUCGUCUUCCUGCUGAACUUUACCAUGUUUAUCGUGGUACUGAUCCAGCUGUGUCGCAUUAAGCGGCAGAACCCUCAUAAUGUACAGAAUCGCAGUGGUUGGCAGGAGAUGCGCAGUGUGGCUGGACUCACCGUGCUCCUGGGCCUCACCUGGGGCUUCGCGUUCUUCGCCUGGGGUCCUGUUAACCUGGCCUUCAUGUACCUGUUUGCUAUUUUUAACACUUUACAAGGAUUCUUCAUCUUUGUGUUCCAUUGUGCCAUGAAAGAAAACGUCAGACGACAAUGGAGGACAUACCUGUGUUGUGGCACCCUGAGGCUGGCAGAAAACUCAGAAUGGAGUCGCACAGCAACGCAAAAGAUAAACAAAGCCAACAAAAAAAGAGACUUUUCAUUCCGCUCUGCGAAUUCUAACAAUUCUAGCUCAUCUUUCCUGAAUCAUGACACCUUGGUAUCUGAUACACCAGUAGACGUCAGCAACCCGAUGGACGAUAGGACAAUAACUGCAGCCGAAGAGCCUAGCUCUGGUUCUGACGUAGUACUGAAUGAGCUCAAUGACCAGUACCGAGGUCAGAGGUCAUACUGAAUGAACUGAUCACAGCCGGUAUGAGUGUGUGUUCAUGUAUGUAAUGUAUGUGUGUGGUCUGGUCUAAUGGAACACGCUAUUUCACUACUAUUUUAAAUUUACAUAAAGUAUUGCGUGUUGUAUAUACAACCCAAAUCUUACUUCAAAUGAAGCACUUUAAUUAAUGCAAUUAAAUAAUGAAGCUACCGCAGUCAUGUAAAACCUUUUAACUCAACAACAGAAAUAUCUGAUGGUAUAGGUUGCAUAUUUUUUUCUGUGAGUAGUUGGAUAAUUGUGCAGUAGGAACAUUGGAUAAGUGUUUAUGAAAUGAAAUGAUGUGCUUAAAAUAUGGUUUCAAUGAUUUGAUUAUUUAAUAUAUAUAUAUUCUGGGACACUCAGAAUAAUUUAUGUUCUUUAUUUUUGUAUUUUUAUAGCUUUUCAAAAUAAUAAAAUGUACAACAUAAGAGUAUAACAAAAUAAAUACAAGUUGAGUGUCUA